AUGGCUCUGCUUUGGCCCGAGGCGUCGGCAGCGCCGCUCGGCACCGACAAAAGAACCUUGCAGACACCAUCAACUGAGAGCUCUGAGCAAUCCCGACCUAUCAAUAUGGCGACGUCACGCUUGGACAUGGUCGUCGGCAAGUCCCGCGCAGCAAUGCAGACCGCCACGCUGUCUCCAGAGGGGCCGCUCCUACGUCGUUCUCUGCCUGCAGCAUCUGCAUGUGUACCCUGCCAACGCACUCGCAUCUUGCCGUUGUGCAGCACGUCGGCCGAGCCGGCGCAGUCGGACCGGUCGGCACGGCACAGGCGAUGGAUUGCCGCCUCGGCGACGGAGCGCAGCGCGGCCCGCUUGGUUGCCGUGUUGGCCUCGAGCGGUGCCAUCCACACGCCGCACUUGAUGUUGCCCUGGAUUCUGGAAUGGGCCGAGACAGUGGGUAGGAUGAGGACGAGGAGGAGGACGAGUGAGGUCAUUAGGGCUUUGGCGUGCUUGAGCAACAUCUUGAGAAGGUAG
Pyricularia pennisetigena is the source of this 510-nucleotide messenger RNA. RefSeq lists its product as uncharacterized. The record is from RefSeq and is a predicted model, not a curated record. Bases 1 to 510 code for a protein of 169 amino acids. The transcript is spliced from 3 exons. NCBI's taxonomy places the organism in Eukaryota, Fungi, Ascomycota, Sordariomycetes, Magnaporthales, Pyriculariaceae.